This is a messenger RNA of Talaromyces marneffei, 639 nucleotides long. RefSeq lists its product as uncharacterized. Lineage: Eukaryota; Fungi; Ascomycota; Eurotiomycetes; Eurotiales; Trichocomaceae. The transcript is spliced from 3 exons. The record is from RefSeq and is a predicted model, not a curated record. The coding region runs from base 1 to 639 and encodes 212 amino acids.
AUGCAGUUCUUCAACACCAUUCUCUCAGCAUUCUUGCUCGUUGGAGCAGCCAUGGCACAGGGCGACGUGACCGUCCACGUCGUCAAAGUCGGCCUCAACGGCUCCCUUACUUUCUCGCCUGAUAGCAUCCAGGCCAACCCCGGAGAAAUGGUUCAGUUCCAGUUUAUGGCAAAGAACCACUCCGUCGUCCAAUCCGCCUUCUCUUCCCCCUGCGCACCCAUCAACACCGUCAUGUCAAACGUCACUGGGUUCCGAUCCGGCUUCAUGCCCGUCACAAAUAGCGUUCCCGUCUUCUCGAUUAUGGUCAACGACUCAAAGCCUAUUUGGGCUUAUUGCAGCCAGACCGGUCAUUGUGGAAAGGGCAUGGUUUUUGCUGUUAACGCUCCUGCAACUGGAGCCAAGACCUUCCAGGCAUUCCAGGCCUUGGCCAUGAAUGGUACUAGCACCUCGACCACAUCAACCGGUUCAACUGGUACUUCAAGUGGUUCUUCCAGCGGUUCUUCUAGUGGUUCUGCCAGCGGUGCUGCUGUUCCAUCGUCAUCUGGUGUUCCCAAGGCCGGUGACGGCGCCAAGCCGCUUGUCAACAUGGCACUUCUCGUGCUUGUUGGUGUCUUUGGGUUGUUUUUCGUUGGCCUAUAG